AUGUAUUUCCGCACCAUCACCGCGUCUGCCCUCCUCGCAGUCCUCUCCAUCACCGUCUCCGCCGGCACCACCCCAUCCCUCUUGUCCCUCUCCUCUGCGGCCGCCUCCAAAACCGCCUGCCAAGCCUGCGUCGACAAAGCCGUCAUCGACACAAAACCCUCCUGCAAGGACAUCGGGUACCUCGGCAACAUCAAUACCAUCGUCUUUGACAAACUAUCCAACAAGGAAAAGACGUGUCUUUGUUCCAUGGCUGCCCCGAACGGCGACUGGUACCAUACCUGCGAACGACCUGAUGCGUGUAGUGCGGGGAUGAUGGAGGAGUAUGAUGGGUUGAUGGCGGCGUUGAAGUCGAAGGUGUUUUGUCCUAAUGGCGGCGUUUUUACAGACACUGCUGGAUGCUUGGCUCCUGGAUCUAAGGCUGCUGCUUUCGGGUUGGGCGUCGCUGCUGUCAUAGGUGCCCUUGUUUGA
This is a messenger RNA of Linnemannia hyalina, 468 nucleotides long. The record is from the annotation of a GenBank genome assembly. NCBI's taxonomy places the organism in Eukaryota, Fungi, Mortierellomycota, Mortierellomycetes, Mortierellales, Mortierellaceae.